GCAGUGUCUGCUGCGCUCGUUCACUUCGGGCUCAAUAAAUGACGCGCAGAUAGACAGCAGCCCUCGCAAAGCACGAUCUCUCCAGAACUCUCUCUGGUCUGUACAGAAUCUCAGACACUUUUCACUGCACCCAGUCUUCCCGGGACAAAGCUUGUUUUUUUCCCUCUCCACGUUAAACAUUCGAGGCAGCAGAGGGAAUGCAACGCGCCGGGAAGAAUCCCGAUCACUGGAGACGAUUAUGUACAAACAGUAUCCGUUUCUGCAGUUACAGCACUUUAUAUUUAUUGUUUUUUAGUCUGGAACUAAAGAGCGCCGUGUCAGCUGACUCAGACACGUUCACUUUUCUCCAUGAGGGCACCCGGGGCUGUCUGGGCGUGCGGGACAGCGUCCUGUACAUGUCCGACCGCUGCGAGGGCGACGCCCAGCUCUGGAAGUGGGUGUCCAGGAGCCGCCUGUUCAACCUGGGCUCCUCCCUCUGCCUGGGCAUCACUGUGGGCAACUCGAGCCGGGGCGGCGAGCGCACGCCGCUGGGCAUGUACACGUGCGACCGGGAGCCACCGCGGGUGCGCUGGACCUGGUACUGCGCUCAGGUGCUGGAGAGCCUGAACACCUACCUGCCCGCCUCUGCGUUGCCCGGCAACGCCUCCACCGACACCCCUGCCGACGGGUCCUGGAGACUCUACGGCGAUGACCAAGACCUCUGUUCCAGGCGUGCCCAAGAGAUCUACACCAUCCAGGGCAACUCUCACGGCCGGCCGUGCUUCCUGCCCUUCCUGUACGAUGGCCAGUGGUUCCACAGCUGCACCAGCGUGGGCCGCGAGGACGGGCACAUGUGGUGCGGCACAACCUUCGACUACGGCAAGGACGAGCGCUGGGGCUUCUGCCCUGUCAAGAGUAAUGACUGCGAGACGUUCUGGGACACGGACUCGCUGAUGGACAACUGCUACCAGUUUAACUUCCACGCCACCCUGUCCUGGAGCGAGGCCCGCGUCAGCUGCCAACAGCAGGGCGCCGACCUGCUGAGCAUCACCAAGGUGGAGGAGCAGACCUACAUCAACGGUCUGCUAACCGGCUACAGCGCCUCCCUGUGGACGGGCCUGAAUGAUCUGGACCUGAAUGGAGGCUGGCAGUGGGCUGACUCCGCCCCUCUCAAGUACCUAAACUGGGAGCUAGACCAGCCCAACAUGCGAAGUGAGGAUGAUGUGGAGAACUGUGCGGUGAUCCGCACUGAGACAUCUGGACGCUGGCAGAACCGGGAUUGUUCCAUUGCUCUGCCUUAUGUCUGCAAGAAGAGACCCAACGCCACACUGGACCCCUUUACCACGGACUCCUGGUCAGAUGAUGAGGAGUAUCAGUGUGAGCUGGGGUGGCAGUCCUUCCAGGCUGGCUGCUACAGGAUGAACAGAGACAAGCAAGACUGGCACUCCGCUCAGACCACCUGCCAGAAGAUGGAGGCCAGCCUGGUCAGCAUACACACCCUACCAGAGCUGGAGUUCAUCAUCAACAUGAGGAAAGAGGUGGACGAGCUCUGGCUUGGUCUCCAUGACCAGGCCAUGCAGAUGAACUUUGAGUGGACAGACCGCACGCCCGUCAUUUUUACCUACUGGCACCCGUUUGAGCCCAACAACUUCCACAACGUCCCAGAGGACUGCGUCACCCUGUGGGGCCCUGAUGGCCGCUGGGACGACAGUCCUUGUAAUCACACCUGGCCCUCCAUCUGUAAGAAGCCUGCACAGAAGAUAGAUGGCAAGAAGAAGGACCAUGGCUGUAAACAAAGCUGGCACUGGCAUAGUCCUUCUUGCUUUUUGGUGGGGGAGCUUCAGGUCUCCUUCGAAGAGGCCCAAAAGACAUGUGCCAGCAACGAGGCCACACUGGUCACAAUAAACAACAGGUUUGAGCAGGCGUUUGUGAACAGCCUGAUUUUUGGCCGCUCUGGAGAUUCCUUCUGGAUUGACCUGCAGGACCAGAAAAACACUGGCUCCUACCGCUGGGAGGUGGGACAAGCAGUCUCAUACACAAACUGGAACAGAGACCAGCCCUCUCGGAAAGGAGGCUGUGUAGCCAUGGUGACGGGUCAUGCCACAGGACUAUGGGAAGUGAAGGAUUGUGGGACGGCUCGGGCCAAGUUUUUGUGCCGACAGAAUAAAGGCCCCUCUCCCAGCCCCGCGCCCCCCGCCCCCCACCCCACCCCCAGUCUGACUGGCAGCUGCCCCGGAGGCUGGAAAUCCACCAACACACUGCCCCACUGCUACAAGGUGUUUUACAUAGGGGAUGUGGAUACGCGGUUGACAUGGCAACAAGCACACGCACUCUGUUCCAGCCAUGGAGGGAACCUACUGAGUGUGAGCGGACCAGAGGAAGAGUCAUACAUUGAGCAAAUCCUGCACGAGCGCUUUGGUGAGUCAGAGGACCACGAUCAGCACUGGUUCUGGAUCGGCCUCCACCGGCAGAACCCUCUCGACAACGACAGCUGGAAGUGGAGUGACAGAACCCCUUAUACAUAUCAGAACUUUGCGAGGUAUUACUCUCCCAUGAGGAAGUGUGUGGCAGUGGAUCUGGGCACGAAGCACUGGCUGCCAAUGCACUGUGAGUCAGAGCUGGACUGGAUCUGCAAAAUUCCCAAAGGAGUGAAGGAGAACAUCCCAGAGGAAACUGAAGACUCCGGGCUGAGCUGGGUGACGUUCGAGGAGGCGGACUACAGGUUCUCCGAGCACCGCUCCAACUGGGCCCAGGCUCAGAGGAUCUGCACCUGGGCCGAGGCCUCGCUGGCCUCCGUCCACUCCGCCGCCGAGGACCUAUUCCUCAGGAACACCAUGCGCAAGUUGUCGAAGGACAGUGAGAACUGGUGGCUGGGUCUGCACACGUAUGAGAACGAUGGGCGCUUCCGCUGGUCUGAUAACUCUGUGCUCAACUACGUGUCCUGGGCCACAGGGCGCCCCUUUGCCAUCAGCCGAGACAGGAAAUGUGUUUACAUGACAGCCAGUGAAGGAGAAUGGGCAGAUCAGAAGUGCCUCACUGACUAUCGCUACAUUUGUAAGAGAGUGAAUGUCACGGGCACAGUGCCCCCAACUCCUUCCCUCCCCCCUCAGUCUGCAGGCUGCUCUGAUGGAUGGAGCCCCUUCCUGCACAAGUGUUAUAAGGUGCUUGGCCAUGACGAGUCUAGACGCGCCACCUGGUCUGCUGCCAGCUCCAUUUGCCAGUCUCAGGGGGCGAAGCUGGCAACUGUGCCUAGUCAUGUGGAGCAAGCCUUCUUGAUCGCCAUCCUGCCCAACACAAGUUUCCACAUGUGGGUGGGCCUGAACUCUGACCCCAGGUCCCAAUUCCGCUGGGAGGAGCCGGGCUUGCUGAGCUACACCAACUGGGCGCCCGGAGAGCCCAAAGACAACAGCGGCACACAGACAAGCAAGACCCCGGGUAACUGUGUGGUGAUGCUGCAUGGCAGUCCUGCCCGUACCACAGGCAUGUGGGCCUCACGGGGCUGUGAGACGGAGAAGCACGGUUUUGUCUGCAUGAAGAGCAAAGACCCGGCCAUACCUGCUGGCGUGGACGCUCUCCCGCCAUCGCUGUCGGGGCCUCUGGAGUUCGAGGGCGUGUCGUACCGGCUGCUGCAGAAGCGUCUUGACUGGGAGGGGGCGCUGCACGUGUGCGAGUCGCUCAACGGGACGCUGGCCAGCGUGCACGACCCCCGCCAGCAGGCCUACCUCACGCUGCUGCUCCACGGCCUGCGCAAGCCUGCCUGGAUCGGUCUGCAGAACGACAUGGGAAGGGUGUUCUCCUGGCUAGGGGAGGAGGAGCUGACCUACACGGCCUGGAGGGAUGGGGAACCCAAUCACAUGCUGGGGUGCGGUCACAUGGCCCCGUCUGGCCUAUGGACUGUCUCCCGCUGCGAAGGCAAACUGAACAACACCAUCUGUGAGAUUAACCCAGAGAGGGCCAUUGAUCACAGGUGGAUGUAUGCAGGUAACUGCCCCCAGGCUGUGGAUGGCUGGGCCUGGGUGGCCUUCAGGAAUAGCUGCUACGCCUUUAACCUGGACCAGCUGAGGCUACAGCAUGAGGCCAGACACAUCUGCAGCGAAGCGGGUGCGGAGCUGCUGUCUGUGCUCGAUGAGAGCGAGAGCAGCUUUAUCUGGGAGCACACGCAGGGCUACCAGGACCAGGCCCACGGGGCGUGGCUCGGCCUCAGCUUCAACCCUCAAGAUGGCACUCUACAGUGGACGGAGGACAUGGCUCUGGGCUACACUAACUGGGAGCUGCAGGAUGCCAACCUGGGCAUGCUGUCCCCCAGCACCUGUUUCUGGGUGGAGAGCAACACAGGACUGUGGAAGCCCAGUCCCUGCAAGAACCACACACACGGCGUCAUCUGCAAACGCCCACGCGGUGUUGAUGCCUCUCCUGUAAUCUCUGAAGCGGAACAUCUCCCUGCACUGCUGCUGAUUCUGGUGGCGUUGCUGCUUCUGGUUGCUCUGGUGCUGGGCGUGGUGUUUCUGUACCGUAGGCGGGCCUCGGGCCUGGGAGGGUCCUAUGAGGGAGCUCGGUACAGCCGCACAAACUCCACGCCCUCCGAGCAGCAAGAGAAGAACAUCCUCGUGUCGGACAUGGAGUUGAACGAGCAGCCGGAAUAAUCCAGAACAAACUGGACUGGAGGAGACAAGCCCAGACCGGGACUGAAAGACAGGAUUUCACAUUCCCUGUUGUAUAUUUGCCUUUUGUUUUGUUUUGUUUUCGUUUGUUUGUUUGUUUGUUUUGAAGAUACUGAGAGGGCUGUGUGGAGCACAGCGGAUGUCAAUCAAAAGUGAACAGACUUGAAAACCCCACCUAACCACCCUUGUGACCACGAUAGGACACGGCCGCUUGUCAAUCACUCUCAGCUCAACCAAUCACAACGUUUUAUUUUCAGACAACCGUACCAACUGUCCCGAAUGACAAACACCUUUCUUUUUUUAUCUUCACUCAUCAUGCAUCCUCUUCAAGAUUAUUUUUGGACUUUUAAUACAAAGAGUGUUUUGUUUUCCAUGCAUUCUUGCUUUUCUCUAACAGCAACUGACAGUGCCAAAGACUGAGAACUGACCACAAGCCACCACCAACAUACUAAUCUAGCAUCAUGCCUGGUUUAUUUCCGUCAGACGUAUUCACACACACACUGCUCUGUACCAAAGGGGUUCUCUGCCGUAUCAGUAUUCCUGUCUGUAUUGGGUCAGCAUAGGUGUGUGUGUGUGUGUGUGUGUAUGUUUGUGUGUGUGUGUGUGCACGCGUUAAGACCUGGCCAUACCUGAACAUGACAUUGCCACAUGUUUUGGGUCAGCAUGGGUGUGUUUUUAUCUGUUUUUGUCGUGAGGGGACACAUCUUUUGGAAUGGAA
Messenger RNA from Clupea harengus (Atlantic herring), 5358 nucleotides. RefSeq names its product mannose receptor, C-type 2 (gene mrc2). The record is from RefSeq and is a predicted model, not a curated record. Lineage: Eukaryota; Metazoa; Chordata; Actinopteri; Clupeiformes; Clupeidae.